GCCUUCACCAGGAUAGACUGCUAAGGCGAUUCACACAGAUCUCCACUACUGGAAUGAAUUCUAGUACAAAGCAGUGAAUUGAUUGACUCUCGCACAACCAAUUCACCACUAUCAAUCAAGGAAGCUCUCUUAACCUAAUCAGAUUCUGUCUAUCAUAGGUUAAGGCAGAAAUCAAGAGAAUUUGAUCAAGAUUCAAUUAACUCAAUAAGUCGUGCAUCAAUCGAUUAUAAUCAAACAAUAUAACAUCCAAAACUUCAUACAAGAAAGAUCCUAACACAUGGAACUAGGGUUCCUCAAAACCUAAGUGAAGGGAAGUUACUCCAUAGAGAAGAGAGAGACUGCAGAAAUCUGAUCUAGAUCUUCAAUCUCCAUCUCCAAGCUUGAUUCCCGAGCUCCAAUGGCGAAGAAAUCCUCCAAAAUAGCUCCAAGAAUGUUCCCAAGUCGCACUCUCUCUCUAGGGUUCGUCCCUUGGGUGUUUGGGAACCAAAACCCAGCUCUCCCUUUCCUUUAGCUUGAAUCUGCCUCAAAAACCCGAUUCUGGGAAAAACACGGUCGAGGACACGGCCGUGUUUUACUUUUGAUCGCCCGUGUUUUACCUCCAACAGCCCUCACAACACGCUCUCGGCAGUAAAAAGACUAGCGGGGGCCAGAUAAAACACGGCCAUGUUUUUAGGGUAGUCUGCCCGUGUUUUUACUAUCGAACUUGUUCCCUUAUAUUCAAUGCUUCGUUUCUCCCUCGUCCGGACUCCGAAUCAGUCGUCGUUUGAUCCCAGAUGCUCGUAGUCUCGUCCUCUUUCUUUUCAUGACAAGCUUGAAUGAUUAUUUUUCCAUAAAUGAGGCAGAAAUCCAUUCUUCUUCAGGUCAUGCCCGAGUUUCUUCUCCCAAAUCGCCAAUUGAUCUCUUAUUGACUUGAAACUUGCGCCUAUGCUUCAUUUUACAUGCUAGGACCUGAAAUGUGACAAAGGAACACAACCUAGUGUAAAAUAGGCCAAAAAGAGAUAAUUCAAGCUUAAACGAUCAAGAAGUAGAGGGAAAAACAUUUGCAAAUAUCGAGUCAUCAAUGAGCCCAUUGUGCCCCCAGUUGAGCCCCCACGGAGGAGUAAGAAAAGAGCCCAGCCAAACAUUGAAAAACUUCGUCCGACUCAGCAAACACAACUGCCUGGCCCAUGGCCAGAUCAUGAGUGGUCAACUACAAUGGAAGGCGCUCCAGGAUCGUCAAGUUAUGCCCCGCAACAGGAAUAUGACAUGUUUCCUCAAGGGUUCCCUCAUUUCCACCAUCAGCAACAGACCCCGAUUUUUCAGACACCGCCUCCUCAGCCCACAUCUUCUACCUACUACCACUCUUCUGGUCCAUCUCAGCCAUUUGUGCCUCCACCGCCUACCUAUACUCCGGUCGGAAGUUGGGUUAAGAGGAAUCCGCAAGCAGUCGUCCAACAGGCGCGCGAAGAAGCAGGAGGCAGAGAAGGCGGAAGAAGGGGUAGAGGUCGCCGUGGAGGAUAAGGAUGAGGGAGAUAAAAUGAAGGAGACCAGUGAACUAUCCAUUUGAUCUUUGUUUAUUUAUGUCUUGUGUGUUUUCAUUAAACUAUCCAUGUCGUCUUAUUCUCUAUUGUGUGUUUUCAUUAAACUAUCCAUGUCGUCUAAUUCUCUAUUGUGUGUUUUCAUUAAACUAUCCAUUGUCGAGUUAUGUCAUGUGCUCUAUUGUGUGUUUUCGACAAACUACCAUGGUUAGUUAUGCCAUGUUUGUUUUCGUUACACUAUCCAUGUCGUUUACAAAUGUCUUGUGUACCAAGUCAAAGCACAAAUCCAUCAUCAUUACAAUCACUCAACAAGAUUAAUACUAGAACUCCAACUUAAACACCAUUACAACAAAAUCACUCGAACAUACAAGGAACUCAUGGUUGGUUCGGAUUUGUGCCUGAAUCUUGCUCGAUAGGUGGACCUGGGCAACGCCUCUUGUCAUGUCCCUGUUGUCUACAUUUUGAGCAACGCUUAGGACCUCGCCUGGAACGUUGUGAUUGAUCCAUCUCAUUGUGAAUCCUUCCGUUUCUAGGGACGACCCUUGGUGCGCUUUAAGUGCAACGGUGGGAUUAUCAACUUUCCGUUGUCUACAUGCUAAUAAGCUUCAUCUGGAAGGGGGGUGAAACUGCACAAGUACGAGUUCUUGAUCGCUUGUUCGGUGAAUUAAGGACUCACCAAACUGUAAGGGCUGAGGGUUAUUGACAUAGAUACUGCCAUUUCAUGUGAACACGGGAUUCUUGUGUUUUGGUACUUUUGGCAUGUACAUUCACCGAUGCGAGUUUCUACGUGUAGAGUAAUAGAUUGACAAUUGUGCC
This is a messenger RNA of Linum trigynum, 2333 nucleotides long. NCBI's taxonomy places the organism in Eukaryota, Viridiplantae, Streptophyta, Magnoliopsida, Malpighiales, Linaceae. The record is from the annotation of a GenBank genome assembly.